UCUUCUCCCCCCCUCUGUAGUGCUGAGUAUCCGUGGAGCGCAGGAGGAGGAGCCUCCAGAUGCCCAGCUCAUGCGAUUGGACAACAUGCUGCUGGCGGAGGGCGUGUCCGGCCCGGAGAAAGGGGGCGGGUCUGCUGCGGCGGCGGCAGCGGCGGCGGCGGCAGGGGGGGGCGGGGCCGGAGCGGACAACUCUGCAGAACACUCAGACUACCGCGCCAAGCUGUCCCAGAUCAGACAGAUCUACCACACGGAGCUGGAGAAAUACGAGCAGGCGUGCAACGAGUUCACGACGCACGUGAUGAACCUGCUGCGGGAGCAGUCGCGCACGCGGCCCAUCUCGCCCAAGGAGAUCGAGCGCAUGGUGGGCAUCAUCCACCGCAAGUUCAGCUCCAUCCAGAUGCAGCUCAAACAGAGCACGUGCGAAGCUGUCAUGAUCCUGCGCUCGCGCUUCCUGGACGCCAGGCGGAAAAGAAGAAACUUCAACAAGCAGGCGACGGAGAUCUUGAACGAGUACUUCUACUCACAUCUGAGCAACCCCUACCCUAGUGAGGAGGCCAAGGAGGAGCUAGCCAAGAAGUGCUCCAUCACCGUCUCCCAGGUGUCCAACUGGUUCGGAAAUAAAAGAAUCCGAUACAAGAAAAACAUUGGGAAGUUCCAGGAAGAGGCUAACAUGUAUGCAGCGAGGACUGCAGUGAACGCAGCCAAUGUUUCUUCGCAUGGGAGCCAAGCAAACUCCCCCGCUACUCCAAACUCUGCAGGUUCUGCCGGCUCUUUUAACAUGUCAAACUCCGGGGACUUGUUCAUGAGUGUGCAGUCCCUCAAUGGGGACUCUGGGUACCAGGGAGCUCAGGUGGGAGCCAACGUUCAGUCACAGGUGGAUACUCUUCGCCAUGUUAUCAACCAGACAGGCGGAUACAGUGAGGGGCUGGCGGGAACCCAGAUGUACAGUCCGCAGGGCAUCAACGCGAAUGGCGGAUGGCAGGACGCGGCCACGCCCUCCUCUGUGACAUCACCGACGGAAGGACCCGGAAGCGUUCACUCAGACACCUCCAACUGAUCCCACCCCUCCUCAUCCUUAUCUUCUUGUCCUCACCCUCUCCCCUCUCCCCCCUCCCCCGAGUCCGGACUGAUGAAGGUGGCGUAUGUGAAUUCACAGCAGCAAACCUCUGGGGGCUUGGAAUCUUCUAGAACAAUGUGGUCAUGCCAUUACAAACUAAAUAUUUUUUUCUCGGCCGUCUCCUCCACGUUAAGGGUUUUGUACAGUUUCCUCAUCGUCACGACGACCCCUCGGACAUCGCCAUCUUUGUAUUGGUCCAAUCGCGUUACGUCUCGCCCUCUGAGAACCAAUAGCAGUACACCAGCCCCAAACCCACCCUGGAUCUCACACUACCUCGAUUGGAAAAAAGCAGAACCAACACGCUUGAUCAUUUAAAAUACUUCAAAAUCAACUUUUCUGUUUUUAUUUAAUAUAUUGUAAUCAGUAAUGCCUACUCAUAAGUUUAAGGGUGUAUCUUCCAUUUUUCAUUUCAUUUUACACCACCAUUUGUCCGUCAUGCCAAAGUUGACCUGGAGGUGUUUUUUGAUAAAGUAUGUUGUGUACUCUGGUUACUUGUACUUAUUUAAGGUAACAUUUUGUUUUAGCUGUGAAAACAGUAAUAUCUUUAUAUCCAAACUUCUGCAUUUAUUUGAUAUAUUUCUAUUCCAAAAGAUGUACAAUGAGUGGUGGCAUAAAUCAUUUAAUAUUUUAUUUCUAGUGUACUUUAUUAUCUGCUUUAUUAUCCCAGUAAAUAUACAACUUUUUCUUUCGGUUCUGUAAUUGUAUUUUUUGCAUUGCAAGCAUAACAACUUUAGCGAGUUUAGAAAAAGGAUUGACUCGAUACACUCAACAAAUGACCAAAUUUGAACCCAUCCUAAAGCACAAUAAAGUGUGUAUUGUUUCAACGUAACUGUGUUUGCUGAAAGGGAACAACUGAGUGGAAUACUAUCAUCAAGAAUAUACAUAAUAGUACUCAUAUACGGAGCAAUAAUGUACAUAUACUACAGUACCAACUCUUUGUCCGUGUGCAUUACUGCGAUCAAUACUUUAGCCAAAUACUGCUGGUAACCAAAUCCAUAUGUGGGCAAAAUACUAGGUUGGGUUUUUCAUUUAGUUUUUCUUGACCCAUGUCAGGUUUUGGGAAACAGCGUCAUAGGAGUCUAGCUCAUAGCAUGUCUUCGAAGAAAUGUUUAAUUUUGGUAUUCUUUCGGUGCUGAAAUUCAAAUGGGGUUGUCCUUUGUUUUUUUUUAUAAUAAGACAUUCAUGAAAAAACCUGUCAAAAUGUAAAUUUGAGAUGUGUGAGCUUGGGCUGUGUGUACAGUAUAGUAUUCGGUAUGACACGUAUACAUCAUCACAACUAUGUGUCCUACAGAUAGCCAACACAUACCAUACUUUGAUACCAAAAAAAAAAAAAGACUUGGAUUUGUACAACCUACACGUUGUCACGUCAGCUCACCAGACCUGCGGAUUUGUGAAGGAUUUAAGCGUUUAUAAAGUACUAGAGAGUAUCCACAGAAAUUCUCUGUUUCCCUGCACUGAAGGCCAACAAGAAGUAGCAGGUCUGACAGGAAGUAGAGAGAGAGACUCUGAUCGCACACAGACUCAGAGGCUGUUUGGAUAUAUUUUUAUGCCUCUGAGUUGUAAAUGACUUGUCAUCUCUUUUUCUUCAUUUCGCUCUUCUGUCGCUUGGUGACGGGACCGGGUUUUAUUUUGUAUGCCAACAUAUGUCGACUAGCCCUGGGAAUGCGCUAUAUAUAUUUGUAGAUAUGCACCUUUACUCUUGAUUUACAUGACAUUUUCAAUUUGGACCGUAUUCAGUUUUUUUUAACUAUAUAGCAGCCAAAUGUUUUACCGACAAAUAAACAGUAGUCCCUGUCUCUUGAUCCUGUUUUUAACACACACACACACACACACACACACACACACACACACACACACACACACACACACACACACACACACACACACACACACACACACACACACACACACACAUGCACACACAGUUUUAAUUGUUACUGCCCUAAUAGUUACUGGUAUGCUCAAAAGGUUUAAUAUUGCCCUGUGAAAUGUUUUGGUAUGUUUCAUUUUAAUUGAAACCCCUUCAAAAUAAUAACGAGAACACCCAGAAACUAUUCAAAACUGAUACAAUCCAGAGGUCAGAAUGUCAAACUAGCCUUACUAUUUAUAAUCAUGUGUGAAAACGAUUGUGUUUUUCUCAUGGACGCUGUUUGGCGAUGAGGUGGGGAUUAUUGAUUCUAAAUCGACUGUAUUCAUUCUGAUUAUUCAGAAUUCAAUUAUUGGUUUACCUACCUAUUGAUUAGUUCAUGCACUAUAGUAAUGAUUUGAAAUCAUCUGUCACAUGAUGAAAUAAUGAGACCUUUCCAAAAUGGCUGACCUUUCACAUCGCCUGUCAAAUCAAAUAUGGAAGCUUCAUGUAAUGUCGCUUUUAGUUUUUCUAAAUAAAAGUAAAAAAGGACCUUAAAAAAGGAGGAAGUACAAUUUGUAAAACAUUAAAUGUUUUAUUUGUUGCAUGUCUUUUGUUCUUCAAUAAAAUAACGUACUACGGUGUAUUGAAUGUUACUUACGUUUUUUAAUAAGGAAAAUAGUGGAUUUUUUGGACCCUUUUUUUUCUUGGCGAUUUGAUCUUUUAUCUCUAAAUCUGUACAUAGGUAUCACAUACAGUUCUUGUCUUUUUGAUUCCAACUUGUUUUUUCCUGUGGAGGAGAAUUAGUUGAAAAGGUGUUUUAAGGUUAAAAGGUGUCUUCAUUUCUACUGGCGAUGAAUAUUCCAAAUAAACUGUUUCUUUUGUUGCA
Gadus morhua (Atlantic cod) is the source of this 3852-nucleotide messenger RNA. RefSeq names its product pre-B-cell leukemia homeobox 1b (gene pbx1b). Gene Ontology annotation, cellular component: nucleus. Lineage: Eukaryota; Metazoa; Chordata; Actinopteri; Gadiformes; Gadidae. Gene Ontology annotation, molecular function: DNA-binding transcription factor activity, RNA polymerase II-specific; DNA binding. Bases 71 to 1057 code for a protein of 328 amino acids. The record is from RefSeq and is a predicted model, not a curated record. The transcript has 7 exons. Gene Ontology annotation, biological process: regulation of DNA-templated transcription.